AUGGCUGAUCACUCAGACUCCUCUCCUCUUGUCCCUCCUAUUCCCCUCUCCGACCCUUCCUCGAUCGACCUCGAAGCCGGCCCCUCUGAGCAAAUUCAGUGCAGGAUUUGUCUCGAAACUGAUGGUAGGGAUUUCAUAGCUCCUUGUAUGUGCAAAGGUACUUCAAAAUAUGUUCAUCGAGAGUGUUUGGAUCAUUGGCGCUCUGUCAAGGAAGGGUUUGCCUUUGCUCACUGCACUACGUGCAAGGCUCCAUAUCAUUUGCGUGUUCAUGUUGCUGCUGAUAGGAAAUGGAGAACCUUGAAAUUUCGGUUUUUCGUCACCAGAGAUAUCUUGUCUAUUUUUAUGGCUGUACAACUUAUUAUUACCUCACUGGCAUAUUUGGUUUAUCUAAUUGAUGGUUACCAGCAAAGUUGGCUUCGUAUUCUCUGGGGUUUCGAAAGUCAACUGAGCUUCUAUUACUUAUGUGGAGCUCUAUUGUUUUUUGCCUUGCUUGGUCUUUCUGGGUGCUUCAUUACUUGUUAUGAUCGAAGAGUUCGCAAUGAUUUGGCUCAACCGUGUAGAGAAUUAUGUCUUUGUUGCUGUCAACCUGGAGUCUGUGCUGACUGUCAUUUGCCAGGCACUCUUUGUAUGUGGACUGAUUGCACUGCAUGCUUUGAGAGUUGCGGAACCAUGGCAACAGAAUGUGGUGGUUGUUUGGGAGGUGCUGGGGAAGCAGGACUACCAUUAUUAUUCAUAAUGGCUUUGGUUGUUCUGGGACUUUUUACGGUAAUUGGGAUAUUUUACAGUGUAUUGGUGGCAACUAUGGUAGGCCAACGGAUAUGGCAACGCCACUAUCACAUACUUGCAAAGAGGAUGUUAACAAAGGAGUACGUGGUUGAAGAUGUUGAUGGAGAGAUGACAGGGUCUGAUUGGUCUCCCCCAUCCCUCCCACCCGAGCAUGUUCAGCAGUUGAAAACAUUGGGCCUCUUAUGA
Lathyrus sativus (Indian pea) is the source of this 972-nucleotide messenger RNA. Lineage: Eukaryota; Viridiplantae; Streptophyta; Magnoliopsida; Fabales; Fabaceae. The record is from the annotation of a GenBank genome assembly.